Diorhabda sublineata is the source of this 6589-nucleotide messenger RNA. RefSeq lists its product as uncharacterized. Bases 228 to 1244 code for a protein of 338 amino acids. NCBI's taxonomy places the organism in Eukaryota, Metazoa, Arthropoda, Insecta, Coleoptera, Chrysomelidae. The record is from RefSeq and is a predicted model, not a curated record. The transcript has 6 exons.
GUUCUUGUUGCUACCGCUGAUUUGUUGACCAAGUUUUGUUCACCUUUCCUUUAAAUAACAACAAAUCCUUACAUAGACUUAAAUUAGAAAUGAUAACAUGAAUUAUUGCAAAAUCCAAAUUAAACAUGGUACAAUUCGGUAAUUGAAAGUAGUCUAUAAGUUGUUGCACAUAAUUAGAUUCAAGAUUUAUUUUUUUUACAUAACAAGCAUAUAAAGUAAUCAUAAAAAUGUCAAGUAAUUUAGAGGUGGACAGUUUUGAGGAAGCUAAAAAGCUCGUGCGAGAUUUAAGGCAGAAAACAAGAGCUCAAGCUCAACAAAUUAUGGCAUGGAGGAAAGCCUUUAAAAUGCAAGAAGUUAUGAUAUCUCGCAUAGAACGUGAAAAAAAUGACCAAUUAAAAGUAUUGAGUUCAAAACUUCUCCUUUUUGAGUCAAGACUGAUCAGAAAACAAAAAGACAUAUCAACGAUGUUAAACAUCAGAGAAACAAUCAUACAGCGCCAACAAAAAAUGAUCGAAACGUUAUCAAAUCGUUUACAGGACAAUGGUCUAGAAGUACCCGCUCAAUCGGAAAUUACAGAAUUAGAAUUCGCUUUUCCCGAUUUAGAUUCUCUUAAUGAUUCUGACAGUGCCGUCGUGAUGGAGGACCUCGAUUGUGAUCACCCUUACCAAGUUCCCAAGUUUAGAAACAUGGACGGAGUUACAGUUAUGCGAUCAAUAUCAGACGCAAUAGAUCCAAAUUUGAAGUAUUCUUCUACAAGACGAACCAACGGUUUCUUACGUCGUCCAGAGAUACUAGAAACUGUUUACAGUGUUGAAGAGGAUGCCGAUAAUGAUCAAGAAAAUAAACUCGACGCGAAUAAACGAAGGGAAUCGUUCGCUAAUAGAGGCAAAUCAAAUUGCAACAUCGAAAGUCAAAUUAUACAGGAUAAAUCGUUGGAGGAAAAAAGGAUGGUUGAUGAAAGUAGUUCAUUUGAAGAAACUUUGUCCAAUAAUAUUUCUUGGUCGUAUAUGAACGAGAAACCAGUCGAGACAACAGAAGAUAAUUCAAAAAAUCAGGUGAAGAAGUACAACCGAGUGAUGUCCAAUCACAGAUCAGUAACGAAACCGAAAGAUGUUAAGUACAAAAGGAUAAAUAAAGCCAAGUCAAAAAGUCUGGAGGAAUUAAGAGGAAAAUUGAAGAAUUGGGUCGAACAAGGAACUAAAAUAUCAAGUUACAGUUUGGAACACAGUCAAAGUUACGCCUAACGUGGGCGCGUUCUACAUUUUUAUCCGGCUUUGUAUAUUGUUUUCAUUCGGAGUGGAUGCUUUCAAUACCUAUUCUUUUUUCUGUAUUUUGACCAUACUUUAUCUCCUCUAUACUUUUUUCUGUUUUCUCUCCCCAUUUUCUUAAUUUGGUGUUUUUUUUGAAUCCCCUACUUAUAGUUUUUGCCUCUUUAAUUUCUUUCACUUCAUAAAAAUUCCAUUGUUUCUUAUUUAUUUUUUCUAUUAUUGUUUCUUGUUAUGUUAUUAAUAUCUAUUCUUUUCUUCACUAUUGUUUUGAUGUUUUCUUUCUAUUGUCUUUAUUUUUGUCUUAUUUUUCCUUCUGAUUAUCCAAUUUUCAUAUUUUUUUGAUUAGAUAUUUCUUUUUUUAAUAUGUGAUACAUUUUUUUCUUUUCUCUUCUUCCUCCCAUUUAUCCCUCUUUGUGGUAAAUAUUUUCAUAGUUUUCUUUUUAUUUCUUCUAUCUGGAUAAUCAGUUAUCUUCUUGGUCUGCAUUAUUGCUUUAUCCUUAGAAAGCUUCAUCUUGAUUUAAAAUAUAUGGGAGAUCAUAUAUCAAUUUUGUUGAAAUUUCCAAACAAAAUGGCGAUUUUUAAAUACUUUUGACUGAUGUAAGUGGAAAUAAAAAUUUUACAAAUCGCGAAAACACAUCUAUCAACAAAUACCUGGUUUAGUAAACAAAAAAAUAAGCUUUCUAGCAAAAUUUCUUUAUUCAUCAAAGUUGUUUCCUUUCAAAGAUGAUUCAAAUACUUCUUUAACCUUCCUAUGACAUUUUGGUAUACCAUUGUUCCUUUAACCUCAAAAUAGUUUCUAUUCCAGCAAUAAAUUCUUAAUAAUUUUUCACCUAUAACAUUUUUUUACUAUGCAAACACCUAGUAGUCACUGGGUGCCAAGUUUGGAGAAUAUGGUGUCGAAGCUACUUGACUAUAAUCUAGUGACAUGGUGCAUUGGAAGAGGUUUUUUGUAGUAAUCUAUCUCUAAUUAGUUCAAUAUAUAUUCCAAAAUUCAGAGCUUAUACCUUCACUGACUGAUUACUGCUCAUUUUCUUCUUCUUCACUCAGUGUCGUGUCUGUAGUCAUCUCCAACUACAUUUUUAGGACUGUUUAAAUGUUUUUUUUUGUAAAAUCACUUCCUUUCAACAUCCUGAUCAUUGAACAUAAUCAUUGUUCAUUUGAAACCCCACAUGGUUGAUUUCUCAUGAAGUUAUUUUUUUUAGUAUUGGAAAUAAACAAAAUUUGACCUCUAUCGUAUGAAAGAUGAUAUAAGGAGGACAAAAAUUGAAAUUUAAUUUUUGGUGACCUGUAUUAGUAACUAGGAACUUGUUGAUUGAUUCAUUACCUUUCAUAUUGGUAGGUAGGACAAAUUGAGUUCAGUUUUAUAUUUUGAUAUUGUUAUAACGUUUCUCCGUUAAAGGUUCAUGAAUAACACUGUAAAAGUUGAUUCAAUACUCAAAACUGUAUCACACCAAUUCAAACUCUACAAUCAUUUUAAUAACGAAUACUUUACUUCACUCUUUAUAUCUUUACUUCCAAGAAUGCUUGUAUCGUUUCUUGCAUAUCUUCUAGAACAUAGUAGAAACUUAUGCCUAGUUCUGUGGUCCUGAAACAUCUAGAAAAGUAGUUACCCAACAAUAGAUGGAGCCACCCUCCUUUUAUAGUUUCCACUACAUUAAGUUAUGACUUGCGCCGUCAAAAGGCGCAUGGCUGUGUAUCCGUCACAUAAUUAAUAUGAGCAUUUGAUUUUGUGACAAAUUUUUGGUUUUAUAGAAAACUACGAUGAUAUAUUGUCGAGAAAGCGAUUUCAUACAAUUUUUUAUCCACUCUGUAUGAUUUGUUUUAUUUUUGAAUGCUGCACGUUUGAAAUUAAAAGUAUUAUUGUCUUGUUAACUAUAUUAUAAUAAUAAUAACGUUUACCUGCUAAAGGUUGUGAUAUAUAUAUGUAUACAUAUAUUACAAAUGUUUUCCUCAAUUUACGCGGUACAAAAAGUAUACUUUUUGUGAAAAAUUACGGAGCACGAUCAAUUUUUUUAUUUAAUGAGUAAUUUUUAUUGUAUUUGUGAUAAUUAUCUUGAACGUUUUAAAAAAAACAAUGACAAUCCUAUAAAUUUUUGGAAUUUGUUCUACAAAAAUCACUAAUCAACUGAUAUUUAAUGUAAAAACUUCCAAUUAACUAGUUUUUACAUAAAUAAUUGCAUUUGCAUUGCAUUUUUUAGACUGUUAUAGCUGUCACAUAUUUUAUUCAUUUUUCUAUGAAUUUUUCACGCACUUGUCUAUGAAUUGAGACUAUUUUUCAAGGAAUCUCCCUCCUUAUGUUGCUGCUAAUGUUUCCACAAAAUGGUGCUAGAUUUAAAAGUUAUAUAAAUAGUUAGAUAGUGGAAAUUAUUUUUUCAAUUAUUACUUUAUGCAAAUUUUGUUAUGACAGGAGGAAGGAGAACGCGCGAUAAUAGACAGAUAUUCUUCUUGAAGUAAAAACUGACCUAUUUGUGUAUUUUUUCCAAAAAAAAUCUUGUUUUCGAGAUAGUAAAACUAUUUACGCUUCGUUGUCGCACCAUGUAUAGUUUAUUUUUAAAAAUGAUCGUCGAAUUAUCUAAAAAUAAAAUGAAAACAUAUCCAUGUAAAUAUUUCGUACUCAAAAAUUGGAAUCUUUUAUAUUAAUAUUCACUUACAAGUUCGUUUUAUGUGUCAGCUUUGAAUUUUUCUUUUCAAAUGAUGAAUCAUAAAAAACAUGUCAGUUAUAAUAAUGAUAACUUUUUUUUUCUAAUAGAAAAAUCACUUUAAAUUGUUUUUAAAAUGCUGUCAUUAGAUAGUACAUACCAGGACGGGUCAAAACUUUUUCAAAUGUAUCAAAAUAACUAUUAUUCACCUCUGAAAUAAUUUCGAAAUUCAUUAUUUCGAAAAUGUAUUUUGCAGUUCUUCAAAGGAGAAAACUACUUCCCUGGCUAAGGCCUCGACGAAUAUUGAAUUACAACUCUGAAGAGCGUGAUGUCAAUCGACCUUUUGUCGAUAUUAACAUCCCCAAUGGCUCCCAAUUGCAAGGAGAGGUUGUAAUUGCAGACUAGUUUCGACGUCAUUACGUCUCAGAGCAGUUUAACAACCCUCGAUCGAGCUUGAAACCCGAACUGAAGACAACGUCAAAGAGCGUCGCUGUUUGGUACAUGUAGUCAAACAUUUCCCCGCGAACACUAAAUUCCAGCUACGAACCACUGGUCAGUUAGUCGCCGAUAAUAUAGAUUUCGAUGGUAAAUAAGGUGUGUAAAAUGUGUCAAAAUAAAAGAUUUCUACUUUUCACUUCUGAAAUAAUUUUGAAAAUCAUUAUUUCGAAAAUGUAUUCUGCCGUUCUUCAAAGGAAAAAACAACUAGUUUCCUGGCUAAUGACCUCGACGAAAAUUGAAUUACAACUUCUCUAAAGAGGGUUUCAAGCUCGAAUGAGGGUUGUUAAACUGCUCUGAUGAGACGUAAUGACAUCGAAAUUAAUUAGUAGUUACAAUCUCUUCUUGAAAUCGCGAGCCAUUGGUGAUGUUAAUAUCGACUUCAGGUACUUUUUGAAGAAUCUUAUAAUUGUAUUAUUUCCUUAUCAUACCUUUCGGUCGAACUUGGAAGCAUCAAUAAAAAAAUAGGGCCAAGAGUGAAAGAUUUAAUUAUACAGUCGAUGUCUUUUUUAUGUCGAAUUCUAACAAAUUAAUUUGGGAUUCGUAUGAGCUUGUUCAAAUUUUGAUAUAUGACAGAUGACAGGAGUAGUCAUACACUUUUAUUUAAGAGGCGGGAAUUUCAAAAAUUCAUUUAUGAAUUUUCCAAUUCUAAACACACUGUUUAUACUACAACUACACCAACCUGACAAUUACACUUCCUGAUGCCGCGCGUUUCGAUAACCAAGUUAUCGUCUUCAGAGACUGAAGUAAACAGUUUGCCCAAAACGAUAGCAUUGGCUCUGAUGACUGCAAAAAAUAGACUUCAUAGAAACUACCAGUUAUUAGAUUGUUGAUUUAGUGAUAAAUGACUGUUGAUUUAUUUAAAAUUAUUGAUCGGGGUCCGAAUAUAAGCUACAGAUAAUAAAUAGGGUUAGGCAAAAUAACACACAGUUCCACUAAAAUGUGGAACUUAAGUAUGGGAGUAACUGCGCUUUUGGUAAUAUUUUUCACAACUUCAAAUCAUUCAAAACUAAUCGAACUUCCACUCAUAUUAAUUAGUUACAAUAAGUACGAGGUUGGUCCAAAAAUAUCGAAUCUAUUUUGAUAUGUUUCCACUUCCCGAAGUAUUUUGGAAAUUAUUUUUUUUAUAAAAAGAUCAAAAUUAAUCUAUCAAAUUUAUUUAAAAUUUUGACAGAAAUCGUCCAUUUCUUUCUUUAAACCAACCUCGUAAACAUUAAGGAAAUUUAUAAGGAAUGAAAAACAUCUGUUUCUGGUAUUCAGUGAUUUGGAAUUAGCAUAUGACUGUCUCUAGAAUGGAAAUACGAUACUAAAGAAAAUAUCUAUAAAAGGUUAAUAAAACACUGAUGAGGUAACACGAAGAGAAUAAGAAUUUUAUUGUCGCACUCUUACAAUUCGAGAAAACACCAUAGAAUAAUUAUUAAAAAUAGAGGUACGGAGUUUAUUAUAGUAUACCAGAACAUCUAAUAGAGAGAGAAAGAACAUCGGUAUACCACUAACUAUAUCUACUCUAUUCUGAUUAGUACAAUUCCACUUUCAAGCUGCUAUCUCUAUUUCUAACUUUAACUCUAUGUACAAAAUACGUCCGGAUGAGACGUUUUAGAAGAGAUUGUAAUGUCAUUCUGAUAAAAUUCGCUUGUCCAUCCUACAAUCUAUUCGUAAGAAUGGUGGACGACACCAAGACGGUUUCAGAGCUGAUCAAGAAUUUCCGAAUCGUUUUAUCGAGCUUAAAAUUAUGUAAACGAGCAUCGAAAGGGUAUAGUUGUGAAAUUAAUAAAGUAGGUGUGGUCGUGUGACGUUUCAACGCGAAAACAACAUUUUAAAAAGCCACCUACCCUCGUAACGUUAAGCAGGCUCAAAUGCCUUCCCAAAAAGAGUAACGCCUUAAAGGUAUUUUUUGUUAAUUAUACGAUUUCAUUGGUUGGUAAUGGUAGUGUUGUUGGUAAUUUACCAGUUGCUCCUCUACAUGCACUCGAAGCUUUUUACUUAUAUGAAUAAGCCUAUCUUUCCUAAGACUUGACACAAUAAUAACAUGCAAAUUGUUUUAUAUUUUAAAACGACGACUGUCAAUUUUUUUAUAAAUAUUUUAAAAAAUGUUCGCUCUUCCUGCCUUUGUACAUAAUCAGCCACUUUUUGUGUUUUAGUUGAUUAUUUUAAAUAAAUUAUUAAUAAAGUUUUAUUUAUAUCAAA